Messenger RNA from Daucus carota subsp. sativus, 2418 nucleotides. RefSeq lists its product as uncharacterized. The transcript has 2 exons. Gene Ontology annotation, molecular function: rRNA (guanine) methyltransferase activity; RNA binding. Gene Ontology annotation, cellular component: chloroplast. The coding region runs from base 188 to 1906 and encodes 572 amino acids. Lineage: Eukaryota; Viridiplantae; Streptophyta; Magnoliopsida; Apiales; Apiaceae. Gene Ontology annotation, biological process: rRNA methylation. The record is from RefSeq and is a predicted model, not a curated record.
UAUCUUCUGAGGGUUCUUGAUUUGCUCUCUUCCACAGCUAAAACCCUGCAAGCUCUUCAAUCUACAAGCAGAAAUCAACAAACUUAUUCAAGAAUACUGGACCCCAGAAGCUCAUAUCUUCUAAGUUGUAAGUAUUUUUAUUUGCUUUACAAUAUACAUACAGUGUAUAAUAAUUUUUUUGCUUAAAAUGUACUGUAAUCUUCCAAAGGUCCAAGCUUUACCUUCAGCAAGAUGUUAUAAUGCAAUACCCACCUCAAAGAUUCAAUCUUUAAUUAAUGGGUCUCAAUCUAAGGUCCCAAAAAUGAUAUACCCUUUUGGAAUGAAGUGUAAAGAUGCUUUCUUGAAUGUUUUCCAAGAAAAUGUGCGUUUGAUUAGGUGCCCGAUUGGGUGUGUUGGGUCAUUUGUUGGGGUUCGGGGUUUCUCAAGUUCUUAUACGAGGGGAAUUGGUGGAGGUGCUGGUGGGAAUGGAGGUGGGAAUGGGAAGGUGCUGCCUUGGUUGGCUAAAGGGAGGUUUAGUGAUGGGAAGAGAGUGGGGAAGUCGGUGGUGGCUCCGAAGACGAGUAGGUCGUCUUGGGAGGAAUCAGCGGAGACAUUCUUGAAGGGUGGUGCGGGAGUUGUUGAGAAUGGGGAUGUCAGGGGGGUUGAAACUCGACGGGGUGACUUUAGGAAGAAGGUUGGUGGUGCAGCGGUUGUUGAGAAUCAGGAAGGUAGGCGGUAUGAAAAUCGACGUAGUGAUUUUAGGGAAAAGGUUGGUAGUGCAGCAAGUGUCGAGAAUAGGGAAAGUAGGGGGUAUGAAAGCCGACGUGGUGAUUUUAGGAAAAGGGUUGGUAGUGAUGAAGAGGGAGAAGGUGGGGAUGAAGAGGAGGGUAAAGAUCCGAGAUGGGAUAAUAUUAAGAAUAGGUUUGGGAGGAUUGUUGAUGUAAAACCGAGGUCGGAGAGAUCAGAGUUUAGGAGGUGGGAUCAACAGGAGAUGUGGGGGAAGAAGACUUGGAAAGAAGCUGCUGAAUCUACAUUACCGAAAAUGACAGGGGAAGGGGUCUACGGGGUUGGUCCUGUUUUGGCUGCUUUGUCGGCUGGGAGGAGAGAGUUCUACACUUUAUAUACUCAGGAGGGACUGGAUUUGAGUACUAAUAACAAGAAAAAGAAGGACAAGAAAGGCUUUGAGAAAGUUUUGAGGAUAGCUGAGAAACUUGGUUUAAGCAAAAAGGAGAUAUCGAAACAUGAUCUCAACAUGAUAUCUGAUAACCGUCCCCAUCAAGGCCUGGUGCUUGAUGCUUCUCCGUUGGAGAUGGUAAGUAUUAAAGAACUGGAUCCUAUGCCAGCUGAUGAAGGAAACGGUCUUCUAUGGUUAGCUUUAGAUGAGGUGACGGAUCCUCAAAAUUUAGGUGCAAUUAUCAGGUCAGCAUACUUCUUCGGUGCUGCUGGGGUGGUUUUGUGUGCAAAGAAUUCUGCUCCACUGAGCGGUGUUGUAAGCAAAGCAAGUGCUGGCUCACUUGAGUUGAUGGAACUUAGAUGUUGUAAGAACAUGAUGCAGUUCUUGGUUUCAUCUGCUGAAAAUGGCUGGAGGGUUCUUGGAGGUUCGGUUGCCCCAAAAUCUGCUCCCCUUAAUGAAGUUGCUUCUGGUUUACCCACAAUUCUUGUAUUAGGCAGUGAAGGCACUGGUUUAAGGCCAUUGGUAGAGAGAUCAUGCACUCAGUUGAUUAAAAUACCUGGAAACAUUCCCGUAGAUGUAAGUGCAGCAGUUGAAGAUGAUGAGACUUUGGAAACCAAUCCUAAAUGCUCGGCUGAAGAGUUUCGAUCUUUUCUUGCCGUAGAGAGCUUGAAUGUCAGUGUUGCAGCAGGAGUGCUUCUUCAUCACUUAAUAGGAAGCAACAGUGUUAGUCAGAUACAAGAAGCGGAAAAUUAGUGCAAUUGCCUUGAAUUUAUCUCAUAGGGCAGUGAAUAUUAGCUUUAGCAUUUCAGAUACUUAGCUUGGUGUUUCCAGUUAAACAUGUAGUAGCAGACUGCUAGUCGAUAUCUAACAGUCAAGAUGCAACGGUGAGCUCAGCUUACCCAUACCCCCCCAUAUAUCUGCCACAUGUCAGGUAUGAUCAACCAACUAUAUUAUUAUACAGGAUAUGGUGAAGAUUUAUGUUCGGAAAGAAGUAGAUUGUCCGGAACAAGCAAUACUUAAGAAAGUUCAAGUGAGUUGAAAAUUUUCAUAGAUAUAGAAAUUUGAAACCCUCAGGGCACUAGUCAAUGCAAAGGUGAUCAAGUGCCAUUGCUUGACUUAGAAUUCAUUGCACUUGUGACAAUUUUAUCUUUCAUUGUAGCUUUAUAUUUAUUGUUUCAGCAAGGAAACUUACUAGUCACUACCCAAAUUUUAUAUCUGGGAAUUAUACUCUUUUGUUUUCAUUGUUGUGAUAAUUUCUUCUCUGG